Messenger RNA from Tigriopus californicus, 2496 nucleotides. RefSeq names its product nicastrin-like (gene Nct). Gene Ontology annotation, biological process: Notch receptor processing; protein processing. The transcript has a single exon. The coding region runs from base 145 to 2352 and encodes 735 amino acids. Gene Ontology annotation, cellular component: membrane. The record is from RefSeq and is a predicted model, not a curated record. NCBI's taxonomy places the organism in Eukaryota, Metazoa, Arthropoda, Copepoda, Harpacticoida, Harpacticidae.
GGUGUUUUGUUGUUAUCAUUGGCAUUUGGAAUCCCAGAGAUUUCCAAGAACAUCUGGAGAUGAGAAUCAGUCCGCCUUGACAUCUGGAACCGCCCCUUGGAUUUUCCGGGAUCAAUGGUGAUCGUGUGAUUGAGUGCUGCCAUCAUGUUAGUUCGUGGGUUUCUCACGGGUUUGCUGCUGGCUCUUUUAGCCGCAUUGGCCACGGGCAAACGCCUCAAAGAUCGCAUGUAUCAACCGCUCAUCACCCACGGCUUCUGUUUUCGUCGCACCAAUGGAACGCAUCAAUUUGGAUGCUCUAACAGCAUGGGCGGGGAUGUGGGCGUGGUGCAUGUGCUCUUCGCCGAAUCCGACUUGGAUUGGAUGUUGGAACAGGGCCCGCAUUGGCCGUAUAUGGCCGUGGUGCGGCCCAGUUUAUUUACGGGUGCGAAUGUGGAGCGAAUGAAGCGUUCGGGUAAAAUUGCCGGGAUCGUGGUUGUGAUGAAUGAGGCCUUGGCCAAUGAUGCUCCGGAUGGAUAUUCGGAUGAUCAGUCGUGUCCCAACCAACUCAGCAGUCUUUACUGGGAUUCCCAGGGGCAAUGCGAUCCGGACGAGGCGCCCUGGAAUCCCAACGGUUCCGGGAUGCUCUUGGAGAGUUUUGAUUUCCCGAUUUUCCUCACUCGCCACGAGAACACAACGCAGUUCUUGUUGGAAGAUUGCUUCAACGCCUUUAAUAAACCGCACGAGGAUGGCUCGGCCCGUGAUUGGCCUUUGUGUGCCGUGGAACUGGAUGCCCACAUGUACUCGGCCGUGUCCACGGAAACUUGCCUCAGACGAAGCAACUUGGUCAACACGCUGAAUCCGGUGAAAUUCUGUGACGAACUCGGGGAUUUUAGUUACUUCACGUUCUUGAAAGCCGAAAACACGAGUGAUCCCAGUAUAGUCGAGGAGGACCAAUCGGUCAUCGUGGUCUCGUCUCAACUGGAUUCGAUCACUUUGUUCGAUCUCAACGAAUUUGGAGCGGAUUCACCCAUUACCUCCAUCGUGGCGCUUCUGGAGACCGCGCGAUUAUUGGCGGUCAAUCCGCCCGAUUUUCAAGGGGACGUGUCCAACAUCUUGUUUUCCCUCCUCUUUGGAGAGGCCUUUGAUUAUAUGGCUUCUCAAAGGCUGGUUUAUGACAUGGCUGAGAAUCAGUUCCCGAGGAAAUAUGAUGCGGAAAAAUAUCCUCACGGUCAGAAACCGCUCUUUAAUGUGACCCGAAUCAAUCAGAUCGUGGAAAUUGGGCAGUUGUUCAAUCAAAAAAGCGGCCAGAAGGUAUUCGCUCAUACGGACACUGAAUUUCAAGGGCAAGAAUUGCUGAACGAUCUACUGAGUGCGGCUCGGCGUCAUCAGUUGGAUCUGAGUGCGGCCACAGUCAGUCCAAGCAAAGGACUCCCGCCCGCAUCGAGUCAAUCCAUUUUGAAGGCCCAAAGAGACAUUCCGGCCAUGGUUAUCACGGAUUUUGAUGACCAAUACACCAACCCGUAUUACCACAGUCUCUUUGAUCGUCCCAAAUCGAAUCUGAAUUAUGACCAUGAUCAAGGUCCGGAUCAAGAGGUAGUCCAGCACAUUGGAAGAGUGGCCAGCACCUUGGCCGACUAUCUCUUCGAAAAAGCCUCUUCGUCCAGAGCGCGGGUGCCCACGUUCCAAGCCAACUACACCUUGGUCAACGAGUUGCUGUAUUGUUACCUGGUAAAGCCGGCCUGUCCGUUGUUUCUGGCCGUGGCCAACAAAGAAACCCCGCCGUUCUAUGACCCCUUUCCCAUUGACCCUUUUCCCCAAUACGUAGGAGUGGAUAUCAAAACCCAGUUCCACGGGAUCUUCUCCCAUCAUCUCUUGGCCUAUUUUACCGGCGAGAUUGUCGAAGAGCUCACCAACAACCUCGAGGACUGCCAAGCUCCAGAUGAUCAGGACGUGUUCAGUUACAUGUUCCUCAAAGGCGAAUCCGCCCCCAGUAACUGGACGGGCGAAAAGCCGUGCAACGAGAGUGUUAGUUGCGGCUAUUGCUUCAAGACCUUGUCAUUCCGCAAGGAGUCCAAAAGUCCGGCCUUUGUCAUUGAAGGCUACGAUUUCAAGUCUCUGAACUAUUCCAGUUGGGCCGAGUCCGUUUGGAAGAGUGUGAACGCAAGGAUCUUCCUGAAAGGGGCGCCUUCGUUGGAGGCGGGUUUCUUUGCCAUUGGGGUGAUUGUGUUUGUAUUCAGUUUAGUCAUCGUGUUCUGGUUGAACCGACACGCUUCGGAGAUUUUUGAGCCGGGAACCAGGACAAACUCCACAGAGAGUAGUGCUACCACCGUGUCAACCGCAGGAGGAGCUGCCGGACGUCCUAUUGCCCUGUGAUUGCCAUAUUUUUGUGUACGAUUUGCACCGUCUUGAUCCAUUCCCAAACCAAAGUAUUCAUCCAUUUUUAAACGUCUCUGAAUUAAGCAUUAAGCAUUAAUGUCAAUGAUAAUAACAACAACCUCACAACCUCGUCCAAUAGGA